UUUCCGGUCCAUAUUUAUCCUGAUUUUAUAUAAUUUUGUGAAAAAAUAUUACGAUUGGCACCACUUGCGUGGCGUCGUAUGUUUUGUUUGAGCCAUAACCUCACUACCACGUUCUCGUAUACCGUUGCUGCAAGGGCACCACGUGCAAUUUUUUUCUUAAACCUUGAAUAUGGCGAUUGUGAACGCGAAAACCCCGAAUAAGAACCGCAAAAGUUUGGCCAACGCGGGUCAAGCCGCGAGCCCCAAAGCUGGUAACAAAACCCCGGCGAAAAAUAAGCCUAACGCGACCCCCGCAAAAGCAAAAACGCCCGGAAAGCCAAAAGCGACCUUUGGAAAACCCACAUCCCCAAGAGCCACCCCUGGAAAACCCACAACCCCAAAAGCCACCCCAGGAAAACCCACAACCCCAAAAGCCUCCCCGGGAAAACCCAAUACCCCAAAAGCCCCUUCCCCUGCUCAGAACAAUGUUGGGAAAACUCCGAUUAAGCAAGAGAAUAAAGGGAAACGGAAUGCUACUGACUCGAAAGAUGAAAGCUCGCCGCCUAAAAAAUUAAAAAUGUUCCAAGGGACGUCUGAACUCGACAAAAAGCCGCAACAAAAUGAGGGCAAAAAGCCGCAACAAAAUGAGGGCAAAAAGCCGCAAACUAAGAACACUUCUGAGAAGAAAAAAGGUAAUUUCUUUUUCUUGCGGGACAGACUGGCCAAGGGGGACAUGUCAGCCCUUGAAAUUGUUGAGAAGAAAAUCCAAGCGAUGGAGCAGCGCAAAAACUUGAGUAAAACAGCGAAACGCAAAUUAAAGUUGUUGAGGAAAUUGAAGAUUGCCUCAGGUGGGGCUACACCUUCCAUGAAGAGAAACGAGAGGCGCAAGGAGACCAAAGCCAAGCACGCUGUAAAGCCUGGGACGAAGCCCGUGAAAAAAGAAGAGGAUGAAGAGGGUUCAAGCGAAUCUGACUAUGAAGUUGACAGCGAGAUAAAGCCUGAUAAAAUCAUCAAGACUGAGGAUCUGGAGGUUGAAGAGUGCGACGAAGAAGGGGAAAGCGGGGACGAAGAGGAUGAUUCUUCCGAAGAAGAGGAGGAAGAAGUCAAGCCAAUUGCGAAAGGUGGGAAAAAGAAGGGGCAGGAGAAAAAGAACGACAUAAAGGCCAAGAAUCUGAAGUUGCAAGCUAUGAGGAAACAAGGACAGUUGGCAGGGAGUGUUAAAGCGAGUCAGAAGAGGUCAGCAAGGAGGGCCAAGAAAAAUGCGAAAGUCAACGGCGGACCGUAAUUGUUAGUUUUAUAGGAUUUAACUUUUCUAUUUGUUAACUAAGAUUUUUGUGACGUGUAAGCCAUUACACUUUAGAAUAAAUAAGUAUACAACAGAA
Molecule: messenger RNA, 1361 nt
Organism: Tribolium castaneum (red flour beetle)
Lineage: Eukaryota; Metazoa; Arthropoda; Insecta; Coleoptera; Tenebrionidae
Product: swi5-dependent recombination DNA repair protein 1 homolog
Exons: 3
Coding region: 170-1264 (364 amino acids)
Source: RefSeq, a predicted model, not a curated record